GAAACUGAAACGAUAGCUUAUCAACUCCACAGCGACAUAAAAAACAUUAAAAUAGAAGUAAAUUUUUGUUGAAUUGUUGAAAGUUAUUGAAUGUGAACGCAAUAAUAUUACAAAACAUUUAAUCCGACUGCAGCAAAGUAUAUAGAUUGACUUUUAAUUGUCGUUUAAAUAUAUAUACACCCCCACCUCCGCUACGGCCUCGGUCAAAGAGCAGUGUAAAUAAUUUUGUAUUAUUACGAAACUUGUGUGUACAAAUGCAAAUGCUUUUAAGGUACAGCUAAAGUCUAGAUACCACUCUGGCUGCACAUCCAUCAGCAUGGCCAUGCAUUCAUAUAUGCGGGCCAACCCGAACCAAACCCAAACAAACAGUGUCAAUGUGAAUUUGAGUCCCGACGAGGUGAACAACUUCCUAAAGGACAAGCAGGCAUGGGAACAUGCAAUAUCGCUCUACCAGGGCCCUGAUCCACUGGAUCACUGGUACAACUACAUCUGCUGGUAUGAAAACCAUGCGCACAGCGACCCAGAUCGCAAAUUUCGCGAAACGCUCGAGCGCUGUCUCACAGUCUACGAGCACGACGAUUACUACAGGCAGGACGUGCGGCUAGUGCGCCUGUGGCUUAAAUACAUUGCCAUGCAGACUGACCAGUUGCGAUUCUAUCAGGUGCUCUUCCAGCGCGGCACUGGACGCCAGGUGGCUGCAUUUUACAUAGGCUGGGCCAGUUACUACGAGGCGCACGAACAGUUUAAGGACGCCGAGGCAGUAUUCAAUCUGGCUUUUCAAGAGAAAGCCCAUAGCAGUGAUGAGCUUCAAAGUGCCCAUGCCAAGUUUACCUAUAGCCGCUCAAUGUUUUACCAGCAGCAGCAGCAACAGCAACAAGUGCAGCAACUGCAGCAGCAGCACCAACAACAACACCAGCACCAGGCGCCGCCUCCCCAUGACGCACUGCAGCAGCUAACAGCAUACACACAAAGUCAUCACCAGCAACAGGAGCAUCAACACCAGCAUCAGCAGCCAGUCUAUCCACAUCCUGCGCCAGCCACAGCAUUAAGAGCCCAUCAUUUACAUCAGGAGAACUUUCAUCAAUAUCAGCAGCAUCCCCAGGAGCUAGCCUAUCUGCCCCAUAUACAUGGCCAACAGCCACAGCAGCAACAACAGCCACCGCCUCCAACUCACUACCAGCAACAGGAACAGCCGCCUCCUGCGGUGGCAGCACGCUUUGAGCAGCAGUUUCAUCAGCCCGCACUUGCUGCUGCACCCAAUCAAACGGUGGCACAUCCACACUACUCACCCAUCUUGCACCAAAAUAGACCCGCCACAAACACAAACACAUGCUAUGAAGCACAAGCACAAGUACAGGGACAGCUUGAGCAGGUGGCGUUGCCUGCCACCUCCAACGAGGCAUAUCCACAGCAACAGGCACAGCCUGCGGAUUCUCUGACGGAAGUGGGCGGCGUGCGUUUGCCGCGCAAUUUUCAUGCUUAUGGGCGCAACAAUCACGAGACCUGGAAGCCGGCACUGACUCUAGAGGAGCCAGACGAUCCCUCGCGCGUCUGUCACUAUGCCAAGCAGCUGGUUUAUCCGGCCGGAGCAGGCAUCGAAUAUAGUCCGGAAGAGCUGCUGGCCCGCAAGUAUAUCGAGCUGCUGGAGCAGCGCAAGCAACUGGCGCAAGCGCAAGCGCCGCUACAGUCGCUAAAUGUCAAAGUACAAGAGCCUGCAGAGCAUGACCAGCAACUAAAGAAGGAACCUACCUAUCCGGCUGGACAGGCUGGACAACAGCAACAGCAGCAACUAUACGAUUCCUAUCAGACAGAGAGAUCCUACUAUAUGUCGGAGGUGAAUGGCGAACUCUAUGCGCAGCACACUGAAGGAGCAGAGGAAGUAAAUUCUGAGCCCGAUGAGGACGACGAAGGUGAAGAGCAAUCAGAGGAGGAGUCGGACGAGGAGGGCUCCGAUCAGCAGGACCAUGAUGCAGAGCCCGUCAACCAGGAAUACAGCAAUGGCGUCGAUGGCAACAUGCAUUUCAGUGCCAAGACAACGUUCGAGGAGCAGAAUCGCUCCAUCAAGAUUAAGUUCAAGAAGGAACGCACGCUGGAGAGUAGCACAUACAGUGCUUAUAAAAUCGAGAGCAUUUACCAUCAGCAGCAGGAGCUGCCUUCGCCGGCGCCCGAGCCUGUAGCAGUGCCUGCGCCGGCUCCUGCUGUCACGCCCAUACAGAAGCUUGCCGCUUCGCCCAAAAUUGUGCAGGACUGGAGUGGAGCGACUGCAGUGCCGCGCCAACGCAACGGCAACCAUCAUUUCCAUCCGUAUAUGCUGGGUCAGACCUCGACGCCAAAGAGCACAGCGAACGAGAGUCGACGUGCUCGUUCCAAGGCGAAACAGAGCAAGUUUCAGCGGGAGCUGUGCAGCAACAGCAACUCGUCCUGCUCAGUGCCCGAUCAGGUGGCGAAUGGCGUGGACACUGGUCCAGGCCAUGCGGACUCAGAGGCUGCUGCGGCGCCCAUACACAACGCUACCUUCAAUGACAACGCCAACUUCUCGUUCUCCAGCGCCGGGGGCCAUGACAAUUCGAACAACUCGCUGGCUUUAGCCGUGGAUGGACUGCAUGUGCGUGAUGCCUCCCACUUGGCUUGCGGUGGCAACAACAAGUCCCAGCAUGCCACCAACAACAAUAACAACAACAACAACAUGACGACRACACAAACCGCCACAAGCAACGCGGACUUUUCCACAUUUCAGGAGAACUCGUAUUUCGCCACGCAGCACGACUCGGAGGCACAGGAGCGUCGUCUGUCCAAGGCCCUGGAGACAAUCGACCGUCAUAUGGAAAAGGUGGCCAUCGAUCCGUUUAACAGCGAAUUGUGUCGCGCAUUCUUGACCAAACUGAAUUUCCCGGGAGACAACGAUGAGCACGCCAGCUACAAAGUGGUGCAGACGCUACUGCCAAAAAUCUCCAAUACGCGCACCCUCAACGUGUUGGACAGUGUGCAGUUCAAUAUCGACAAGGAGGUGGGUCGCGGCUCCUACGGAUCUGUCUACAAGGCAACCGACACGCGCUCCGGCAACCUGGUGGCACUCAAGUACCAGAAGCCCCCAAAUUCUUGGGAGAUCUACAUAUGUGAUCAGGUGCUCCGCCGCAUUCGGGAUCCGCAGGUGCUGCCCGGACUGAUGGACAUAUCAACGGCGAUCAUAGCGCCGAAUGCGAGUCUAAUUGCCACCGAGUUCUCGCCCUUCGGUUCGCUGCUGGACAUCAAUAACAAGAUACGUCAGGCCACCACGAAGGUGAUGCACGAGUCCCUCGUCAUGCACUUCUCGGCACAGAUCUGCAACAUUGUGGAUCACCUGCACAAACAGCACAUCAUCCAUGCGGACAUCAAACCGGAUAACUUUCUGCUGAUGCGUGUGCCGAAUGUGGACAGUCCGGAGCCUUCGUUGCGACUGAUUGAUUUCGGUUGCGCCAUCGAUCUGUCGCUCUUUCCCGACGGCGAGCGCACCAAGUUCCGCAAGGUGGUGCAAACGGACGGCUUCACGUGCAUCGAAAUGCAGGAGGGGCGCUCGUGGUCCUUUGAAACGGAUCUGUUCUGCAUUGCCAGCACAGUGCACGUAAUGCUCUUCGGGGAGUACAUGCAGCCGGAGAAGCGCACGGCCGGCUGGGAGAUACGGCAAAAGGUGCCACGAUAUCUAAAGAAGCACGUCUGGUCCAAGUUCUUCAGCGAUCUGCUCAAUAUGCAGGCCGAUAAGCUGCCCCAGCUGCAGCAGAUGCGCGAUAUCUUUGAAAAGGAAUGCCGCCUCAUGGACUCUGAGCUACAGAAACAAAUACGCACACUCUCUAACAUUCUGCAUCGGCGAUAACCAAUGAGAGCUUUCUCCUCAUCCAUAUUACAAUCAUUUCAAUCGUUGUGCACUCGAGCUAAUUUCGUUUUUAUUUUUAUUUUUUGUUUUUUAUUU
Messenger RNA from Drosophila arizonae, 3946 nucleotides. RefSeq names its product Bub1 kinase (gene Bub1). Gene Ontology annotation, cellular component: nucleus. Gene Ontology annotation, molecular function: protein kinase activity; ATP binding. The record is from RefSeq and is a predicted model, not a curated record. Lineage: Eukaryota; Metazoa; Arthropoda; Insecta; Diptera; Drosophilidae. Gene Ontology annotation, biological process: protein phosphorylation; mitotic spindle assembly checkpoint signaling; meiotic sister chromatid cohesion, centromeric.